AUGUUGUCUGUUUCGGGUAAAAAAAUUCUCCAUAUCGAUCGUAAUAAUUAUUACGGCGGCGAAUCUGCAUCACUUACACCACUUGAACAACUUUAUGAAAAAUUUCUUGGGCCAAAUGCGAGACCGCAAACAGAUAUGGGUAGAGGACGAGAUUGGAAUGUUGAUCUUAUUCCCAAAUUUUUGAUGGCUAAUGGUUCUUUAGUGAAAUUGCUGAUUCAUACUGGUGUAACACGUUAUCUAGAAUUUAAGUCAAUUGAAGGCUCUUUUGUUUAUAAAGGCGGCAAAAUCUAUAAAGUACCAGCUGAUGAGAUGGAAGCGCUUGCAACAAAUAUAAUUAGACAUUUACAUUUAGAUCUAAUGGGAAUGUUCGAGAAACGCCGUUUUAAGAAAUUUUUAGUGUGGGUCCAGAAUUUCGAUAUGAACAACAAAGAAACUUAUGAUGGCCUUGAUCCUAAUUCGCACACAAUGCAACAAGUAUAUGAUAAAUUUGGCUUGGAUGAGAAUACUGCAGAUUUCACUGGCCAUGCUUUGGCUCUCUAUCGGGAUGACAACUAUAAGUCUCAAGUAUUUGGCCCAACUGUUGAAAAGAUCCGACUUUAUUCUGAUUCGCUUGCUCGCUAUGGCAAGUCUCCAUAUUUGUAUCCUCUUUAUGGCUUGGGGGAGUUGCCGCAAGGAUUUGCUCGCCUAAGUGCUAUUUAUGGUGGCACAUAUAUGCUCGAUAAACCAGUUGAUAGUAUUGUUUUUGAAAACGGAAAAGUCGUAGGUGUAAAAAGUGGCAAUGAUAUAGCCAAAUGUAAACAGGUUUAUUGUGAUCCUUCAUAUGUUCCUGAUAAGGUCAGAAAAGUUGGUCAGGUUAUCCGCGCAAUUUGUUUGCUAGAUCAUCCAAUACCAAAUACAAAUGAUGCCCAAAGUUGUCAAAUUAUUAUUCCUCAAAAGCAAGUCGGGCGUCAUUAUGAUAUUUAUAUCUCGCUGGUUUCAAAUGUUAACAUGGUGGCUCCUAAAGGUUGGUAUAUUGCAAUGGUUUCUACUACAGUUGAAACUGGAAAUCCAGAAGCAGAAAUAAUGCCCGGAUUGCAGCUGCUUGGAUCAGUAACGGAAAAGUUCGUUCGCAUUUCGGACGUCUACGAACCUACUGACCUCGGCUUAGAUUCGCAAAUAUUUAUUUCACGUUCUUACGAUCCGACAACUCACUUCGAAACAACAUGCAAGGAUGUUCUUGACAUAUUUGAGCGUGGCACUACCACAGAAUUCGACUUUACUAAAAUAACUCAUCUAUCGCUUGAAGAUCAAGAAUAA
Messenger RNA from Dracunculus medinensis (Guinea worm), 1296 nucleotides. The record is from the annotation of a GenBank genome assembly. Lineage: Eukaryota; Metazoa; Nematoda; Chromadorea; Rhabditida; Dracunculidae.